CGCCAGCCACAGCCCGCUGACCCUGCGCCUUGGCACGUUCUGGGCUGGACGUGGGGGAGGCGCGGGAGAAGGUGGUGUAACCGUGACCUGCACGGGGCUCCCUGCCUUCCGAAGCUCUGGGGCGAGGGUCAGGGGGACGGGCCACCCCUCCACGAGCAAGCCAAGCAGCUCAUUUCAGUUCUUGACAAGGGCGGUUAUGGGAAUGAAAACAGGAGGUGAAUCUGAGCUGAGCCCCGGAAAGAUAAGACGGAGAACCUGGGGAGCCCCUUGCAGGUCUCCCCCGCCCCCCACCUUUUCCCAAGCAGGACCUUUCAAAACACCUCAUGCCCUGGCUUUCCAGGCUCCAGAAGACCCUCCUUUCUGUAGUCAUCAUCUGUCAUUACACUCUUCCUGGAGGGUUCUCCGGUUUGUCGCUCUCAUUCUGCCUUUGAGCCUUUGCACUUGCGGUUCCCUCACCUGGAAAACUAACUCCCACCCACACCCGCUUUCAUAUAUUCAUUCUUUUUGUCUCAGCUCCGACAGAGGCCUGGACCGCCCAGUUUAAAGUAACUGCCCCCAAGUCACACUGUCAGUGCUGUUGUCAUUUUCUUCAUGACUCCAGUUUCUACUCAAAUCUUGUUUAUUUUAUUUAUGGCCAUUUCCUCCCAGGUGUCAACUCCAGCACAGUUUAUGUCUGUCUUUGUCACUGCUAUGUCCCCGGUGCCUAGCACAGUGCCUGGCACACGGUAGCUGCUCAAUAAAUGUUGGUGAAAUGAAUGAAAGAAAGAGUGAGCUGGACAUGAUCUAGGAAGGGAAGGGCCAGUAAACCGCUGGAACAGAGUGAGCAAAGGGAAGAGGACAGGGGCUGACUGUGGAGGGCUUGGCAGGUCCUUUGGUUUUACUCAUGCUAUAGGGAGUUGGGGGAUUCUGAGCAGGGGAGGGACAUCCUCUGACGUGUUUUAAGAUGGACCUGUGGGCUGGUGAGGCUAUGGGACAUUUAGCAAGAACAAAUGGAUGCUGCUUCACUUGGGCUUGUCAAGGAAAACUGGUCUAGGAGUCACUGUAUUUUUAAAAAGGAGGCCUGGCCCCAGGCCCUGUCCCCAGCCCUGUGCUCUCCCUCCUCCAGGCCCCUGAGUGUCAGUGGUGGUGUUGUCCCUUGUCACCUGGAACCCCAUGCAGCCGGAACCCAGGCCUAGCGGGGCUGGGGUCCACACCCGAUUUCUGCCCCUGAGGUCGCAGCGCCCUGAGGGUUCAGGGGACACAGUGAUGUACGCCUCCACCGAGUGCAAGGCUGAGGUGACACCCUCCCAGCAUGGCAACCGCACGUUCAGCUACACGCUGGAGGACCACACCAAGCAGGCCUUCGGAAUCAUGAACGAACUGCGGCUCAGCCAGCAGCUGUGCGAUGUCACGCUUCAGGUCAAGUACCAGGACGCACCGGCUGCACAGUUCAUGGCCCACAAGGUGGUUCUGGCCUCAUCCAGCCCUGUCUUCAAGGCCAUGUUCACCAACGGGCUGCGGGAGCAGGGCAUGGAGGUGGUGUCCAUCGAGGGCAUCCACCCCAAGGUCAUGGAGCGUCUCAUCGAGUUCGCCUAUACAGCCUCUAUCUCCAUGGGUGAGAAGUGCGUGCUCCAUGUCAUGAACGGUGCCGUCAUGUACCAGAUCGACAGUGUCGUCCGUGCCUGCAGUGACUUUCUGGUGCAGCAGCUGGACCCCAGCAAUGCCAUCGGCAUUGCCAACUUCGCUGAGCAGAUUGGCUGUGCUGAGCUUCACCAGCGUGCCCGAGAGUACAUCUACAUGCACUUCGGGGAGGUGGCCAAGCAAGAGGAGUUCUUCAACCUGUCCCACUGCCAGCUGGUGACCCUCAUCAGCCGGGAUGAUCUGAAUGUGCGCUGCGAGUCUGAGGUCUUCCAUGCCUGUAUCAACUGGGUCAAGUACGACUGUGAGCACCGACGCUUCUAUGUACAGGCGCUGCUGCGGGCCGUGCGCUGCCACUCGCUGACGCCCCACUUCCUGCAGAUGCAGCUGCAGAAGUGUGAGAUCUUGCAGUCAGACUCCCGCUGCAAGGACUACCUGGUCAAGAUCUUCCAGGAGCUCACGCUGCACAAGCCCACACAGGUGAUGCCCUGCCGGGCGCCCAAGGUGGGCCGGCUCAUCUACACUGCUGGUGGCUAUUUCCGCCAGUCACUCAGCUACCUGGAGGCCUACAACCCCACUGAUGGCACAUGGCUCCGGUUGGCAGACCUGCAGGUGCCUCGAAGUGGCCUGGCAGGCUGCGUGGUGGGCGGGCUGCUGUAUGCCGUGGGCGGCCGGAACAACUCGCCUGAUGGCAACACCGACUCCAGCGCCCUGGACUGCUACAACCCCAUGACCAACCAGUGGUCGCCCUGUGCGCCCAUGAGUGUCCCACGCAACCGAAUUGGGGUUGGGGUCAUCGAUGGGCACAUCUAUGCUGUUGGUGGCUCCCAUGGAUGCAUCCACCACAACAGUGUGGAGAGGAGUCUGUGUCCUGCACAACUGUAUUUACGCUGCUGGGGGCUACGAUGGUCAGGACCAGCUGAACAGUGUGGAGCGCUACAACGUGGAGACAGAAACGUGGACUUUCGUAGCUCCCAUGAAGCACCGGCGAAGUGCCCUGGGGAUUACUGUGCACCAGGGGCGAAUCUAUGUUCUCGGGGGCUACGACGGCCACACAUUCCUGGACAGCGUGGAGUGUUACGACCCAGACACGGACACCUGGAGCGAGGUUACCUGCAUGACAUCUGGCCGGAGCGGUGUGGGCGUCGCUGUCACCAUGGAGCCCUGCCGGAAGCAGAUCGACCAGCAGAACUGCACCUGUUGAACCACUUUGGUUUUCUUGGGCAAAAAUGGUCCCAUCAAGAGUAUUGUUUUUGUACAAAAACAGGGACAAAAGAAAAGCGACAGAGCAAAUGCGUGUCCACCAGGAUGCGAGGCUGGGAUGCCCUAGUGUUAGAAUGACUACUUGAAAGGAAAAAGACCAGAGUGGGAGCCCGUGAGCCCGUCAGAAUAGUCCCAGGAAUGUCCAAGAGAGGGGGGUGGGGGUCCAGCAGGGUGGGUUCCUGGGAAAGAAAACCUCCCAUCCACUAUCCCAAGACGAGGCCUGGGUCCCACACCAGCAGACGCCACCUCCCUUUGGGGUGAAAGCAAGUCCUGAGGUCAGGCUGGUUUUUGUCCCCUGUGUCUCUGUGAUUGGUUCCUAGAGGACUGGGAAGGAGCCAGCUGAGGCCUUGGGGGUGAGGCCCUUCAGGAGGUAGGGACCCCAGGAUGCGCCUGUACAUAGAAACCACUGGAUAUUUUUGUCCUGGACAGUCACUUUGUUGAUAAGUAACCCUGUAACUUUCCAAUGAAAAUAAAGAACAAACUAACUAGUGUCUUCUA
Molecule: messenger RNA, 3378 nt
Organism: Myotis brandtii (Brandt's bat)
Lineage: Eukaryota; Metazoa; Chordata; Mammalia; Chiroptera; Vespertilionidae
Gene: KEAP1
Product: kelch-like ECH-associated protein 1
Exons: 4
Coding region: 1153-2958 (601 amino acids)
Molecular function (GO): transcription factor binding
Source: RefSeq, a predicted model, not a curated record